ACAAGUGUUCCUACCUUCUAUUGAGACAGAUCCCUUUUGAGAGAGCUUGUUCGAGAGAACAGAAAAUUUGCAGAAACAAAAGACAUGGAACAAAAGAAGAUCAUUACUGACAUAGAAGCCUCUAAACUAAAUCUUUCAUGGGCAGACAUGGUUGAACUCAACAUCCAAGUCGACUACGAUUGUAUUAUUUUCCCAAUGGAUGAUGACAUUGGUAAUACCAGUGAGCUUGAUCUAACUGAACCAGAGGAGCAAACUUCCACAGAAUCUGAAAUCAUGGCGGAAAUAGCUCCUUCUACUGGGUUUGAGAUCUCCCCCUCAGUGGAAGCCCAGCAGGUAACAUCUCCGUCUGCUGGAUCUAAAAUUUACCCAGGAGUGGAAGUUGGGCAGGUAGCAAAUUCUUCUACCGAAUCUGAAACUCCCCUUUUAGUGGAAGCCCAGCAGGUAACAUCUGAGUCUGCUGAAUCUGAAAUUUACCCAGGAGUGGAAGUUCAGCAGGUAGCAAAUUCUUCUACCGGAUUUGAAACUCCCCUUUUAGUGGAAGCCCAGCAGGUAACACCUGAGUCUGCUGGAUCUGAAAUAAACCCAGGAGUGGAAGUUCAGCAGGUAGCAAAUUCUUCUACCGAAUCUGAAACUCCCCUUUUAGUGGAAGCCCAGCAGGUAACAUCUGAGUCUGCUGGAUCUGAAAUAAACCCAGGAGUGGAAGUUCAGCAGGUAGCAAAUUCUUCUACCGAAUCUGAAACUCCCCUUUUAGUGGAAGCCCAGCAGGUAACAUCUGAGUCUGCUGGAUCUGAAAUUUACCCAGGAGUGGAAGUUCAGCAGGUAGCAAAUUCUUCUACCGAAUCUGAAACUCCCCUUUUAGUGGAAGCCCAGCAGGUAACAUCUGAGUCUGCUGGAUCUGAAAUUUACCCAGGAGUGGAAGUUCAGCAGGUAGCAAAUUCUUCUACCGGAUUUGAAACUCCCCUUUUAGUGGAAGCCCAGCAGGUAACAUCUGAGUCUGCUGAAUCUGAAAUUUACCCAGGAGUGGAAGUUCAGCAGGUAGCAAAUUCUUCUACCGGAUUUGAAACUCCCCUUUUAGUGGAAGCCCAGCAGGUAACACUUGAGUCUGCUGGAUCUGAAAUUAACCCAGGAGUGGAAGUUCAGCAGGUAGCAAAUUCUUCUACCGAAUCUGAAACUCCCCUUUUAGUGGAAGCCCAGCAGGUAACAUCUGAGUCUGCUGGAUCUGAAAUUUACCCAGGAGUGGAAGUUCAGCAGGUAGCAAAUUCUUCUACCGGAUUUGAAACUCCCCUUUUAGUGGAAGCCCAGCAGGUAAUAUCUGAGCCUGCUGGAUCUGAAAUUUACCCAGGAGUGGAAGUUCAGCAGGUAGCAAAUUCUUCUACCGAAUCUGAAACUCCCCUUUUCGUGGAAGCCCAGCAGGUAACACCCGAGUCUGCUGGAUCUGAAAUUAACCCAGGAGUGGAAGCUCAGCAGGUAGCAAAUUCUUCUACCGGAUAUGAAACUCCCCUUUUAGUGGAAGCCCAGCAGGUAAUAUCUGAGUCUGCUGGAUCUGAAAUUUACCCAGGAGUGGAAGUUCAGCAGGUAGCAAAUUCUUCUACCGGAUCUGAAACUCCCCUUUUAGUGGAAGCCCAGCAGGUAACACCUGAGUCUGCUGGAUCUGAAAUUAACCCAGGAGUGGAAGUUCAGCAGGUAGCAAAUUCUUCUACCGAAUCUGAAACUCCCCUUUUAGUGGAAGCCCAGCAGGUAACAUCUGAGUCUGCUGGAUCUGAAAUUUACCCAGGAGUGGAAGUUCAGCAGGUAGCAAAUUCUUCUACCGGAUUUGAAACUCCCCUUUUAGUGGAAGCCCAGCAGGUAAUAUCUGAGCCUGCUGGAUCUGAAAUUUACCCAGGAGUGGAAGUUCAGCAGGUAGCAAAUUCUUCUACCGAAUCUGAAACUCCCCUUUUAGUGGAAGCCCAGCAGGUAACACCCGAGUCUGCUGGAUCUGAAAUUAACCCAGGAGUGGAAGCUCAGCAGGUAGCAAAUUCUUCUACCGGAUAUGAAACUCCCCUUUUAGUGGAAGCCCAGCAGGUAAUAUCUGAGUCUGCUGGAUCUGAAAUUUACCCAGGAGUGGAAGUUCAGCAGGUAGCAAAUUCUUCUACCGGAUCUGAAACUCCCCUUUUAGUGGAAGCCCAGCAGGAAUCAAACCCCUCUGCUGACCCCAGGGCUGUCAACUCCAUUGAAAUCCAACAAGUAUGUAACCUGUGCACAGGUUUUGUUCCCAUUCCUUUGAACUCUGUGGCUGCAUGGUCUUCCCACUCACAUCAGCAGUCAAACCAUUUCCUUGCCCAAUACCACAACAGGUACCCACAAGUCUCUACCCAGUAUGGAGCUCCCCGCUAUCAAUACCCCAGAAGGAGGAGGAUGACCCGCCAUGCCCCAACUUUUAGGGGAAGUCAUAACUCAAUGUACAUUGAGCAGGCUGCCAAACAUAUUAAUAACCUCAUGGAGCAGGUGGGUGACCUUAAAAACCAACUCCAAGUUAAAACUUUGGAUCUUCUGAAGGAGAGAGAACAAAGAAUCACAAUUCAGGUUGAAUGCACAGCCUACUUGGAAAAGAUACAAGAACUGGAAGAAACUUUAGAACAUGAACGUCACAUUAAAGUUGAAUGUGAGCCCAAUGAGGAAGACCAGGAAAGAUCCAUUGUAUCGGACACUGAGAGAACCUCAAAACUUCAACACAUUCCCAAAGCAACAGUUGAUGUGAAUAUUCUUAAUGAGCUCAAUUUCUUGAAGAAGCAAGCUGAAACACAUAACUUGCACUGUGAAAAGCUGGCAGAAACCUUGGUUGAAGAACAAAAGCUGAGACUGCAAUGUGAAGACCAGCUCAAGAUUCACCAUGAGCUUGGCACCAAAUUCAGGGAACAGGAGCAAAAAAUUAAAUCUCUGCAGAGUCACAUUGUAAAUCUAACUUUGGAGUUGAAGCUUGCUUCAAAAGAUAACGAUCAUGAAGUGUCCUCCCAAAAUAACUCCUCUAAUCAAGCUGAGGUCUCAACAACAACACAGAUCUCAACGCCAUCAGUGGUCUCAACACCAUCACAGGUCUCCAGGCCAUCAGAGGUCUCCAUACAAAUACAGGAGCCCACUUUACCAGGCCACCAUGCAAACAGACAGUUUCAGACAGGUAGUGGCCCCCACCAAUGCAGAAGACAGCACAGUAUAAUAGGCAUCCAUGCAAACCCAGGUCCUCAGUCAAAUACUGCAGGCUUGAAUGCAAACAGGGGAGUUCCCUCUUACAGAGGCCCCCAGGAAAACCACAGACUCCACACAAAUGCAGGCCUCCACACAAACCCAGGUCAUUACACAAUUUCAGGUCUGUACCAAAACCAGGAUCUAUCCAGAAACCCAGGCUCCUACCCAAACCCAGGCCUAUAUGCAAAUCCAGGCCCACACUCAAACCCUGGCUCAUAUGCAAAUCCAGGCCCAUACGUAAACCCAGGCUUUUAUAAAGAUCCAGGUCAUUACACAAACCCAGGUCCAUACCGAAACCAGGGUCUAUCCGGAAACCCAGGCUUUUACCCCUAUCCAGGUCCAUGCCCAAACCCAAACCCAGGCCUAUUCACAAAUGCAGGCCACCACCCCAAUGCAGGCUUCCACGCAAACAGACUUCCACCUUACACAGCCCCUUAGAGAUAAAAGCGGGCAUGCAUGGGAUGAAAAGUAUUUGACAAGACUCCCAAACAACACAAGGGACCCAAGAAUCCCAAGAACAAACACAUCAACACGAGGGGGAUGGGGGGUGGGGUGCGUCAGGGAAAUAUGUCUCUCUCAGCAAAAUUGUUUAAUUUUAAUUUGAUUAAUUUUAGCAUCAUUUAUUAUUGUGUUUCUCUGAAUUAAUUAAUAUUUUUGAAAUAUUUAAUCUAAAGUUUUGUCUGAGUAUGUUAUUUUGUAUAUUGCAUAUUGAUUAUUCAUAUCAAAACUGUCAUAAAUGCGGGAUUCACUGUAGUACAGUAUCCCUUAAAACAUGUAUAGCAUGCAGAAUCUGCACUCAUUCUGCAUGGAGUUUGUAUGUUCUCCCUGUCUAUUAGUGGGUUCUCUCCGGGUGCUCCGGCUUACUCCCAUAGUCCAAAAGCAUGAAGAUUAGAAAAAAAAAGAAAAAGAAAAAAUAGAGAGAAACAAAAACCUUUUGAGUAAAAAGGUUUUUGUAUAUAUUAUUAUUAAAGAAAAUAAAAAUUAAAUAUUAAAAGCUAAAGAACUAUUUUAUAUUCUUUGUAUUUAUAAAUAUAACAGUAUUUGUCAGUGUUGCAUCACUAAUUAUCACUGUUGAAAAUAUUCAGUUACCUGAUUCAUUUUAAAUUAUUUCAUUAAAAUUUACUGUAAUGGCCUGCAGAAAAAAUCUUUAAUUUUAAACUUAUUUUUUAUGUUUUGUCAAAAUCUUCUUUUUCCUCUGACAUUUUCAUGUUAAAUGAACAUUUUAUUUGGUGUCUUAUCCCAUGAGGGUCCAGACACCAUUUAAAGGUGUCUGGAAAGCAUUUGUCCAAACACCCUGGAGUGGACGCAGAAAAGACUGGUGAGUGAUCACAUUUUAUCCAGGGGAUCCUACGGUAGCAGAAUAGCUGAAUAGUGCAAUGGCUGAAAUUCCACAAAACAUUGUAGGAGUUGAAGGCCAAACAGUGCAGAAAGAUGAUCUCAAACGUUUGAAGGCCUAUAGCCUUUACACAAAAAGACACAUGGGUUGGGAAUAGGCACAAUGACAUAGAAUUGCUAUAAAACCAGCAAAUUAUCUUUUUUUCUGUAUUUGUAAAGCACUUUAUAAAAUCUAACUAAAUAAAAAUUUUUGACAUUUGCUUGAAAUGUAAACAUAGAUCUCUUUCAGACUGGGCUGAUGAGCAUUGAAACAAUUGAGGAAUGAGUUGGGUUUAAAUCCCUUCCAAACAAAUAAAAAAACAAAUAACCUGAUAGAAAAUAAAUGAUUAACAAUUUUUGACCUUUAUGGGUAAGCUGCAAUAAACUUUGAUAUUUUCAGUUCGGAUUUAAUCCUCUCCUCCUAUAAACCAUCAACAAGAUCUCAAAUUCUAUCCCUUUAACCAACACGGAGCCAGUGUAGUGAUUUAACGAACGCUGUAAUGUGACCCAUGCUUUUGAGGUAUAGAGUAGUGUAAAACAGGGCUAUGUACCUGGCCAGACUAAAAGCAGAAACAAAGAGUAGUGCUCCAGUUAUCAAGUUUAGGGAGUCAAUUACUUUUUUCUCAUAGCUUUUUUACCACGGUAAAUAAAAUGAUUAUUUAAAUAAUUAUUUUUUUCUUUACUCUGGUUCACUUGUUCUGACACACGGUUACGCCAAUCGGAAGUCACCAAAGUUGCAUUGGUGUGUAAGUUUGCCAAAACAAUGUCGGAUUCUGUAAUUUUCUCUGGUCCCCUCCCUGAUCUGACCAGUGACGACAUGUUUAGCCGCAUGCUGUCAUUCAACCGCUGGCUGUCUAGGUGGUGUCCAGAAAACGAUUUGGGCUACAUUGAUAAUUGGCAAACGUUUUGGGAAAAACCUGGUCUGAUCCGGAAACACGGCAUCCAUCCCAUUUUGGAUGGAGCAGCUCUACUUUCAAGGAAUCAGACCAAAUGUAUUAGUUCUCCAGAACUCUGACAACCCAGGGUUCAGACAAGGAAGCAGAGUCGUAGUUUAACACUCCUCUCUGCAGCUUCUGUAUUGCUACCCACCCAUUACCCUAUUAAGACAGUGU
Molecule: messenger RNA, 5708 nt
Organism: Girardinichthys multiradiatus
Lineage: Eukaryota; Metazoa; Chordata; Actinopteri; Cyprinodontiformes; Goodeidae
Product: mucin-4-like
Exons: 2
Coding region: 85-3660 (1191 amino acids)
Source: RefSeq, a predicted model, not a curated record